Molecule: messenger RNA, 1507 nt
Organism: Bicyclus anynana (squinting bush brown)
Lineage: Eukaryota; Metazoa; Arthropoda; Insecta; Lepidoptera; Nymphalidae
Exons: 4
Coding region: 60-1022 (320 amino acids)
Biological process (GO): phospholipid metabolic process; arachidonate secretion
Source: RefSeq, a predicted model, not a curated record
GCCCGGUGCCAGUCCGCGGCUCACCGGCGCAGCGGGCGCACGUGAGAUGACGUGACACGAUGUCCUUCCGCAGACUGCUGAGCGCUCUCCGACACGCGCGCGACGCCGUCCACCGCGGGGCGCCCAUGGCGGACAACAUCCUCAAGUCGAUACUCUCCGUCGUGGUCAUCUGCUGCAUCGCGGUCUCCUCCCCGCAGAGCGCGUCCGCCAAGCCCUUCAUCAGCUUCCCGGCGAGCUGGUCGCUGUCAGGGCUGGUGGGCGCCGUGCGCGAGGACGCGGAGAGAGAGCCGGGCGUCAAGCCGUACACGGGGCGGAGAGUCAGCAACGAGACUCUCCGCAUGAUAUACUUCCACGACCAGACGGUGGCGGUGGUGGAACUGGGGGAGGACAAGCUGCUGCUCAAUUGUGAGCUCAUCGAGACUUAUGAUGAGGAAGACACGGGCCGUCUCCUCCGCCAGCUCCGCAGCAUCAACCGGCCGCUGAGCGUCAGCUUCCCGCAGAUGACCAGGCUCAUGGGGCAAUGCCAACAGGUGGAGGGAGUGGAGGCGGGUGCGGGCGCGGACGCGGGAGCGGGAGCGGGAGCGACGCGCGAGGGCUGGCGGGAGCGAGGCGCAGCGCACGCCCGACUGCAGGCGGGCGGCGCGCACGCGGGCUUGCUGGGCGGCAGCCCGCUCUCACUGCUGCAGGGCAUCAUACCCGGCACGAAGUGGUGCGGCACGGGCGACAUAGCGGCCGACUACCACGACCUGGGCGCCGACCGGCCGCUCGACCGCUGCUGCCGCACGCACGACCUGUGCCCCAGCAAGGUGCGCGCCUUCUCGCGCCGCUACAACCUCACCAACAACUCGCUCUACAGCAAGUCGCACUGCACGUGCGACGACAUGCUGUUCGACUGCCUCAAGGCCACCAACACCUCCGCCGCGCAGCUCAUGGGCCACAUUUAUUUCAAUAUAGUUCAAGUACCGUGCUUAGAAGACUAUACAUCGGGGAGACGGUUCAGGGAUGCUAAGUUAGGGUUUUAGCGACAUCUAGUGUCGGGUAGCCAAAUUAGUGAAACUUGUGAAAUAGCGCCAUCUUGUUACUAGUAAUUACGUUAGUUAUUUGCACGGAUUUAUAGAAACGCUGUAUAUUUUUUGCAUUUAUAAAGUAAUGAAAAUAUUUGUGUUGGCGUGAAAUGUAACUGUAAAUAAUUUGUAAAGAAUAAUAAAACUAAUUAAUGAUAAAAUACACGUUAAACCUGUGAUAUGUCUGUGCCUUGAAUUGUUCUUUAUUGUAUAAUUAGAUGAUGGCGCUAAACAUUUCACAUACCUACUUAUUAGUCAAAAUAUAUUUUAAAAUAGUGAAGUAAUUAUUUAUUUGUCAUAAUUAAGAUAAUUAACACAAAAAUCUUAUUCAAAAGAACUUGAUCGUUUAUACAUACAGUAUUAUAGCACGACUAUGACUAAAUGUUAUUGAAUCGCUAUAUUAUAAUGUAAGGUGUACCAAAUACAACUGUUUAUUUUAUUAA